Rasamsonia emersonii CBS 393.64 is the source of this 1227-nucleotide messenger RNA. RefSeq names its product Peroxisomal membrane anchor protein. The transcript has a single exon. NCBI's taxonomy places the organism in Eukaryota, Fungi, Ascomycota, Eurotiomycetes, Eurotiales, Trichocomaceae. Gene Ontology annotation, molecular function: signaling receptor binding. Bases 1 to 1227 code for a protein of 408 amino acids. Gene Ontology annotation, cellular component: peroxisomal membrane; peroxisomal importomer complex. The record is from RefSeq and is a predicted model, not a curated record. Gene Ontology annotation, biological process: protein import into peroxisome matrix, docking.
AUGGCUGGUCCCGACUCACGAGAUCCUGCCAUCCCGGAAUGGCAGCGCCAGUCCGGCGAUCCAGCGGCCUCCCCGGAGCAGUCGAGCUCCGACAAUGGCUCGUCCAGAGCAGCUCUCCUCGACCAAGCAGCCAAGUUCCUCCAGGAUGAAUCGAUCCGUGACGCUCCCGCAGAUCGCAAGAUUGCCUUUCUGGAGUCGAAAGGGCUGCAGAGCGACGAGAUUCAGAAGCUCCUCGGCGUCGGUCGCAACCCGGCCGCCACGAACGAUGCCAGACCGGAAGCCACAGAAGAGCCCAAUUCAAAGCCGUCUGAAUCGACGAUAGAGUCUCUGUCGCAUCAAAAAUCUCGAGAUAUCUUACCUCCAUCUCAAUCCUCCACCGCGCCUCCUUCCACGACGUCGUCGUCGUCGUCGUCCCGUGAUGUCCCUCCUAUCAUCACCUAUCCCGAAUUCCUCCUCCAGCCGAGGCAACCGCCUCUGGUGUCACUCCGAAGUGUUCUCUACGCCCUCUACGGCGCUGCAGGUUUGGGUGCGAGUUUCUACGGUGCCAGUGAAUUCCUGGUCAAGCCCAUGAUCAAGAGCCUCACCAGUGCCCGACAUGAACUGGCGGAAACGGCACAGCAGAACCUCAAGAAGCUGAACGAGAAACUAGAAAAGAACGUAUCCACGAUCCCACCGUACCCAUCGAGGCAUACCAGCUCGAAGACCAGUUCCGACGCCGGUGAGGACUCUACACAGGAUGCGGAGUCCAUCACGUCGGACCCAACCGAGCUGUUUCACCGUGACAUCGCUACCCAGACCACACCAGACCUGGCGCUGGGCGCCAACAGGUCUUCGUAUUUUGGUCCAAUGGACGAGAACGAAGAAAAGAACGACCCGACGAAAGCGGUCACCGGCCACCUCAAACGGUUGGAGAUUCUCACGUCGCACCUGCGCGAAUUCGUAGAGGACGAGCAGAAGAGCAAAACCGGCGACGAUGCCGUGCGCGACCGGCUCAACGAGCUGCACACGUACCUCGACAGUCUCACCUACCUCAACAACCCUGUCUACAACAUCUAUGGCGGUGGAGACUACGCCCGCAGCACUGGCAGCAGCGGCCGUGGUGUUCGCCAGGGCGAGGAAGACGCCAUUUCCACCUUCAAGGCCGAGAUCCGCAGCGUCAAGGGGGCCCUCUUGAGCGCGCGGAAUUUCCCCUCGGGACGUACAGCAAUUCCCAGCAUGAGUCGAUAA